Molecule: messenger RNA, 1181 nt
Organism: Chiloscyllium plagiosum (whitespotted bambooshark)
Lineage: Eukaryota; Metazoa; Chordata; Chondrichthyes; Orectolobiformes; Hemiscylliidae
Source: RefSeq, a predicted model, not a curated record
CAAAUUUGUUGAUGAUUUGCAUGUGCUAACCACUGAGGAAUAUGGAAUAUGUUUAAAAUGCCAAAAUGAAUUCCAGCAGAUUGGACACAUGCUCACUAUUCCUCUUUCGCUUUACGAACCUUCAUCGGGGAAAUGUUAUAAGAAUGUAAUGAAUUCCCUGAAUGGCUUCUUUGAAUUGCAAAAUUUAGAUGAUGAAAACAAAUGCUAUUGUGACCAAUGUGGAGAAAAGACAGCAACUCAACAUGGCUACAGAGUGCAUUCUUGGCCAGAAAUACUCUGCCUACAGCUAAAACGCUUUGACUUUGUUGCAAGUUUGAGGAAAACGUUCAUAAACAAUACUUUUAUGGAAUUUACAGAAAGCAUCGGCUUAAACAAUUGUGAAAAAGAACUUCACAACCUCAAGAACAUCCCACAAUACAAACUCAUAUCUGUGAUUGUGCAUAAGGACUUCGUGUCGUUUGGCCAUUAUUAUGUUUAUAUAAAGAACAUUGAAAAAAGAAAAUGGCACUGUUUCGAUGAUGAAUGUGUUACGGAGGCAACAUGGGACGAUGUUAAAAAGACAUUUGGAUCCAGCUCUUCAUCUGAUCAAAGUGAAUUUCAAAUAAACGGAGUAGCUUAUCUUCUUUUUUACAAGAGGAUGGAUCAAUCAUUUCAGUAAUGCAGAACUUGCUGUCUUCCAACCUGGGAUCAACACCCUUCUUCGUUCUUUGAGAUAUUAUCUACACAUAUUCCAAGCCAAAAUCACUUUAUCAUUUUGGCAUAGAUUUUCAAUAAAAUGUACUACCUGCUUGCAGAUAUUAAUAUUUCCUAAUUAAAUUAUGACAUAGCUGAAAAGAAGAAUGAAAAACUUCAUACUAAGUCUGAAUGCUAAAUAAAUUCACAACAUUUUUCAAUUUUGAAACAUUGGUUUAUUAAAAAUAGUCUUGGAUUACCAAGAAGAUGAGAAAUGCUAGUGAAACCAUUAAAAGCAAACUGAUUCUCAAAUCCUUUUCCAAAUAUAUAUUGUGAUUUCAACACACCCUGAAAAAUAUCAAACAAAUAUAAAAUUUGCAAGAUGUUUACUUGCAUUUUAUAAUGAAAUAUUCUGUAUUGAUGAAAGAUUGAGGAAAAGCUUAUUCCUAUCAAAGAUAUUGAAACUACUUUCAGAUAUCCAAAGUUAAAAAUCACACAACACCAGGUUA